AUGGCGUGCGAGGGCUUGGUGGACUGGAGGGGGAAACCCAUCAACACAAAGGUUCAUGGUGGAGUCCGAGCUGCAUGGUAUCUUUAUUUUCUCAUCGUAGUGAAUUUCUUGGUGCACGUGCCAAACCUUCAGAAUAUGACGACGUAUCUGCGUCAAGGCUACGGAUUGCUCACUAUGCAAUCCCACUUCCCUUGGCUCCACCCGGCACCCUGCAACUCAUCCGAAGCAGCGGACGCAACAAGCAGCUGCAGGCAGGUCGACGGCUGGAGGUCCGCGCUGCUGUACAUAGCCCUGUACACCAUCGCGCUCGGAGAAGGCGUCAUGCUCGCCUGCAUACCUGCCCUGGGCUCCGAUCAGUUCGACGGCGACAACCCCUCGGAGGCUCGGCAGCAGUCGAGCUUCUUCAACUGGUUCACCUUCUGCCUGUCCAUCGGGUCCGUCGCCGGCCUGAUCCUCGUCGUGUGGCUCGAGGACACCAAAGGAUGGGACAUUGGAUUUGGCCUGAGCGCCCUCUUCAUUCUCAUCCUCAACGGUGGCCCACAUAUCGAGCUCUCUGCUAAUCGCGUUCACCGUCCAGCAGGGCGCGACGACGAACACGAAGCUGGGGAAGGUGCACGUCUACCCCGCGAUGCUCUUCAUCAUCCCCUCAAUCUUCCAGACACUGAUGCUGGUGGCGUACGACCGGCUCCUCGUGCCGCUGCUGCGCGGCGCACGGGCUACACGGGAGGCAUCACGCAGCUGCAGCGCGUCGCCGUGGGCUUCCUGGCCGCGUCCGUCGCCCCGGCCGUCGCGGCAGUCGUCGAGAGGAAGAGGAAGGACACGGUGGCGGCCGGCGGCCACAUCUCCCUCUUCUGGCUGGCGCCGCAGUUCUUCCUGGUCGGCGUGGAGGACACCACCGCCUUCGUGGGCUGCUCUGCUCGAGUUCUUCACCGCCGAGGCGCCCGACGGCAUGAAGUCCAUCGGCGUGGCGUUCUUCUGGUGCCAGGCCGGGAUGGCCUCGCUACUGGGCACGCUGCUGGUGAGGCUGGUGAACAGGGUCACCCACAGCAGCAGUGCCCCUGGGUGGCUGGAGGGGAAGAACCUCAACAGCAGCCACCUUGA
Messenger RNA from Miscanthus lutarioriparius, 1101 nucleotides. The record is from the annotation of a GenBank genome assembly. Lineage: Eukaryota; Viridiplantae; Streptophyta; Magnoliopsida; Poales; Poaceae.